Mus caroli (Ryukyu mouse) is the source of this 4841-nucleotide messenger RNA. The record is from RefSeq and is a predicted model, not a curated record. NCBI's taxonomy places the organism in Eukaryota, Metazoa, Chordata, Mammalia, Rodentia, Muridae.
AGAACUAAAGUAAAGGGUCACAGCCAGGCUGACAGGAUCUUUCCUGAAUCUGCCUCUCACCAGUGCUGUGUUAUAUGUAUUAGACACCGGAGGCUGAGGCUGAGGAGAUGCGUUGAGAAGACUGUACUUAGAGUCCAGGCCUGAGACAUGAAAGCCAGCAGCAAAUGUAGCUUCAUGUUUCCUGUUGCAGGCGGAAUGAGACCUCCUCAAGCAGGCCUGAUUCCAAUGCAACAGCAAGGAUUCCCUAUGGUCUCUGUCAUGCAGCCCAAUAUGCAAGGCAUGAUGGGAAUGAAUUACAGCUCUCAGAUGUCCCAAGGACCCAUUGCAAUGCAGGCAGGAAUACCAAUGGGGCCAAUGCCAGCAGCGGGUGUGCCUUUCCUGGGUCAGCCACCUUUCUUGAGCAUGCGUCCUGCAGGCCCACAGUACACUCCAGACAUGCAGAAGCAAUUUGCGGAAGAGCAACAAAAACGAUUUGAACAACAACAAAAGCUCUUAGAAGAAGAAAGAAAAAGACGUCAGUUUGAGGAGCAAAAGCAAAAGCUCAGACUUCUCAGCAGCGUGAAGCCCAAGACAGGAGAGAAGAACAGAGACGAUGCUUUGGAAGCCAUAAAAGGAAACUUGGAUGGGUUUUCCAGAGAUGCUAAGAUGCACCCCACUCCAGCAUCACAUCCAAAGAAACAAGACUGCCCCACAUCAUCUCAUUCUACUAAAACUGUCUCCUCAUCAUCAUCAUCUGCCUUUCCCGGCGAAGACGAAUUCAGUGGCUUUGUGCAGGGGCCUGUUGAGCUUCCCACUUGCGGGUCUUCUUCCACAGCCCCGCCCUUUCAGUCUUUCCUCCCCAGCACCCCACUCAGCCAGUUACACACACAGAAGGCUGGGGCACAGCCUCUGCCUCCAGCUCAGGCUCCAGUGUCUUUUGCCGUACAUGGUGUCCAUGGGCAAAUUCCUUGUUUAUCUGCUGCUUCAGCUUCCCACAGUGUGCAGAAAGCAGGCCCUUCCUUGGAAGAGAAGCUCCUAGUGUCUUGUGAUAUACGUGCAUCUGGGCAGGAACACAUUAAAUUAAACACUCCUGAUGCUGGGCACAAAGCCACAGUCCCAGGAUCCAGUAACAACUGCCCUGGUUUAAUGGCCCAUAACAGGGUUGCUGUGGAUGGAUGUGUGAGUGGUCCCGCCAGUGCAGAGGCAGAAAAGACUUCAGAUCAAACCCUGUCAAAGGAAGAGAGUGGUGUGGGCGUGUUUCCCUCUCAGGACCCUGCUCAGUCCAGAAUGCCUCCUUGGAUUUACAAUGAGAGUUUGGUUCCAGAUGCCUAUAAGAAAAUUUUAGAAACCACAAUGACUCCAACUGGAAUAGAUACUGCUAAACUUUAUCCCAUUCUGAUGUCAUCUGGACUUCCCAGGGAAACUCUCGGACAGAUAUGGGCCUUAGCUAAUCGAACCACACCGGGCAGGCUCACUAAGGAGGAGCUUUACACGGUUCUCGCCAUGGUAGCAGUGACACAGAGGGGUGUUCCUGCCAUGAGCCCUGAUGCUUUGAGCCAGUUCCCUGCGGCUCCCAUCCCUACCUUAAGCGGCUUUCCUAUGACUCUGCCUACCCCAGUGAGCCAGCCAACAGCGAUGCCCUCUGGCCCUGCAAGCUCCAUGCCCCUCACCCUUGGACAGCCCAUCAUGGGUAUCAACCUUGUUGGACCAGUGGGUGGAGCUGCAGCGCCAACUUCCAGUGGCUUCAUGCCAGCCUACCCAUCAAACCAGGUGGGAAAGACAGAAGAAGAUGACUUCCAGGAUUUUCAAGAUGCUUCAAAAUCAGGAUCCAUCGAUGAUUCUUUCACUGAUUUCCAAGAGAUGCCUGCUUCCUCAAAAAACAGUAAUUCCCAGCAUGGAAACAGUGCUCCAUCACUCUUGAUCCCAUUUCCUGGAACUAAAGCCUCCACAGACAAAUACGCAGUGUUCAAAGGCAUUUCCACUGACAAGCCCUCUGAAAACCCUGCUUCGUUUGGAGAGUCUGGUGAUAAAUACAGUGCUUUCAGGGAACUCGAGCAAACGACAGACAGUAAACCUUUAGGAGAGAGCUUUGCUGAGUUCCGAUCCACAGGAACCGAUGAUGGCUUCACUGACUUCAAGACCGCCGAUAGUGUGUCACCCCUAGAGCCACCCACAAAAGACACUUUUCCAUCAGCUUUUGCCUCAGGAGCUGCACAGCAGACACAGACACAGGUGAAAACCCCUCUGAACUUAGAAGACCUAGAUAUGUUCUCCUCAGUGGAUUGCAGUGGCGAGAAACAGGUGCCCUUUUCAGCUACAUUUAGCACAGCAAAGUCAGUUUCCACUCGACCUCAGCCAGCGGGCUCUGCAGCAGCCUCAGCAGCACUGGCAUCCACUAAAACUUCUAGUUUGGCAGAUGAUUUUGGAGAGUUCAACCUCUUUGGGGAAUAUUCCAACCCUGCAUCUGCUGGGGAGCAGGACGACUUUGCAGAUUUUAUGGCUUUCGGUAACAGCUCCAUUUCAUCUGAGCCAAAAGCAGGUGACAAGUAUGAAGCCCUCAGGGAGGAAGUGAGUCCCGGCCCCUUGUCCAGCAGCACUGUGGAAGGGGCACAGCACCCACCUGCUGCAGCAACCAAGUAUGAUGUCUUCAAACAGCUGUCCCUAGAGGGCACUGGGCUGGCCAUGGAGGAGUUCAAAGAGAACACUUCUUCCACCAAGAGUGACGAUGACUUUGCCGACUUCCACUCCAGUAAAUUCUCAUCCACGAGCUCAGACAAAUCCCUGGGAGAGAAAGCUGUGGCUUUCAGACAUGCCAAAGAAGACUCCUCCUCGGUGAAGUCUUUAGACCUCCCCUCCAUCGGUGGCAGCAGUGUUGGCAAGGAGGACUCUGAAGAUGCACUUUCUGUUCAAUUUGACAUGAAAUUGGCUGAUGUGGGAGGAGAUCUUAAGCAUGUCAUGUCUGAUAGCUCUUUGGAUUUACCAACAGUUAGUGGCCAGCAUCCUCCUGCCGCAGCAGGAAGUAGGUCCUUUUCGGCCACCUCAAACCUUCACACGAAAGAGAUCUCAUUUGGCAGUUCUGAAAACAUCACCAUGUCAUCUCUCUCCAAAGGAUCGGCCUUGGCCAGUGAGGACGCUCUUCCAGAGACUGCCUUCCCAGCUUUUGCCAGCUUUAAAGACAUGAUGCCUCAGACCACUGAGCAGAAAGAGUAUGAAAGCGGGGACUUCCAGGAUUUCACCAGGCAGGACACGCCCAUGGUGGACCGCAGCCAAGAAACCUCAUGUCCAAGCCCAGCUUCCAGUGUGGCCUCGCACGAGACCCCCAAGGAGGCUGCAGACGACUUUGGAGAAUUUCAAAGUGAAAAGCCCAAAAUCAGCAAGUUUGACUUCUUAGUAGCUAAUUCCCAGAGCAAAAUGAAAUCCAGUGAAGAAAUGAUCAAAAGUGAGCUGGCAACCUUUGACCUUUCUGUUCAAGGAUCACACAAGAGGAGCUUGAGCCUUGGGGAUAAAGAAAUAAGCCGGCCCUCUCCUUCCCCGGCCCUGGAGCAGCCCUUCAGAGACCGGUCCAACACUCUGAGUGAGAGGGCUUCGCUGCCCGUCAUCCGAGACAAGUACAAGGAUCUGACUGGCGAGGUGGAGGAAAAUGAGAGAUAUGCGUAUGAGUGGCAGAGAUGCCUAGGGAGCGCCCUGGAUGUCAUUAAGAAGGCAAAUGACACCUUAAACGGCAUUAGCAGCAGUGCUGUUUGCACAGAAGUUAUCCAGUCAGCUCAAGGCAUGGAGUAUCUUCUAGGUGUGGUGGAAGUAUACCGUGUAACCAAGCGUGUGGAGCUGGGCAUAAAAGCCACUGCGGUGUGCAGUGAGAAACUCCAGCAGUUGCUGAAGGACAUCGAUAAAGUGUGGAACAACUUAAUCGGCUUCAUGUCACUUGCCACACUCACACCAGAUGAGAAUUCACUGGAUUUUUCCUCCUGUAUGUUACGGCCCGGGAUCAAAAACGCUCAGGAGCUGGCUUGUGGAGUGUGUCUCUUAAAUGUGGACUCCAGGAGCCGGAAAGAAGAGACGCCUGCAGAAGAACAGCCUAAAAAAGCAUUCAACUCGGAGACAGACAGCUUCAAGCUGGCCUACGGAGGUCACCAGUACCACGCCAGCUGUGCCAACUUCUGGAUCAACUGUGUUGAACCCAAGCCUCCCGGCCUCCUCUUGCCGGAUCUGCUCUGAAAAAACUGCUCAAUGAGGCUGAUUUUGGUUGUUUCUGUCACAGGACUCAGGGUGACAGAAAUCAAUAAAUAGAAUGCAAGUACUGCAAUGUCCCCUGCCACUGGUCUCUUUGAAGCAGUCCCCAGGAGGUAGGGUCCCACCAGGAAACCUGUCACUGCUUCUGCCUGCCCCUCUUUGAGACUUGAGGUAAAUUACCAGACCCCAACUGCAAGUGGCACUGGACACUUGCUUGCUUAUCUCCUCUGGUUUUGUUGUUGUCCUUAGUGACGUUGGUUUGGUUUUCUUUUUUAAGGAUAGGGCCUUGAUGCAUACCCCUGAUUGACCUUGAGUUUGCAUCGAUCCUCUCAUGUCUGCCUCCCAAGUACUGGAGCACAGGCAUGAGCCACCAUACCCUCUUACUCUUGUCCUCUUUAGAUAAUUUCAACUGCAGACCAGAGUUUUCUGUGAAGAGUAAUCUGUUGCUGAAGUGUAUGUGAAAUGUAAACAAAAGAAGAAACAUAAGUGACGCUAGGGUCGGAAUCCGCAAGUUUGUCUCCAGCCGGCUUGCUUCUAUCGCCAUCAUCAUGGCUCUAGGAAGCAGAACACAUUUUUUUUCUGCAUUUAGCUUUUAAACACUUGAAGUGAAUAAAAAAAGGCUUGUGAUUAAA